This is a messenger RNA of Prionailurus viverrinus (fishing cat), 1975 nucleotides long. It is a transcript of the gene STN1, whose product is annotated as STN1 subunit of CST complex. Gene Ontology annotation, biological process: nucleotide-excision repair; telomere capping; DNA replication. The coding region runs from base 239 to 1354 and encodes 371 amino acids. Gene Ontology annotation, molecular function: single-stranded telomeric DNA binding. NCBI's taxonomy places the organism in Eukaryota, Metazoa, Chordata, Mammalia, Carnivora, Felidae. The transcript has 10 exons. The record is from RefSeq and is a predicted model, not a curated record. Gene Ontology annotation, cellular component: site of double-strand break; CST complex; chromosome, telomeric region.
AGCCUGGAGAUGUGUCCUGCCCCCGCGCCUGCUAAGAAGACCUGGGCCUGGCGCUUCUGCGCUGGGCGGGGCCUUGGCGCCCGAGGCCUUUGAGCGCCCGGAAGGGCCGGGCCUGCGCGCUCCUCAGGGCAGGGGGCCGGGGGCCAGCGUCGCGACACGGCGGGAGGGGCUUGGAGCGGAUCGAUUCAGUGACGCAGAGCCUUUCAGGGUUGGCUGGAAGCCAAAGCCCAGCCUCCCGAUGGAGUCUGAAUCCAGCCGAUCUGAAGAGGAGACCCCUUCCCUCUUGUGGGGUUUGGAUCCUGUGUUUCUAGCCUUUGCAAAACUCUACAUCAGGGAUAUCCUGGACUUGAAGGAGUCCUGCCAGGUACCAGGAGUAUUUUUUUACAAUGGGCAUCCAAUAAAACAGGUGGAGAUCUUGGGAACUGUAAUUGGAAGAAGAGAAAAGGAUACUUUCUACAGCUAUGGAGUGGAUGACAGCACUGGAGUUAUAAACUGCAUCUGCUGGAAAAAGUCGAACAAUACCGAGUCUUCCUCAGCCCUAUUAACGACAGGUGGUCCAACUAUAGGGGAGCUGAACUUAACCUCACAGCUUAAGAAGCUGCAAGAGACCAUUGAGCAGAGAACAAAGAUAGAAAUUGGGGACAUUAUCCAAAUCAGAGGUUAUAUCCACACAUACAGAGAAGAACGAGAAAUUCGUGUCACUACUUAUUAUAAAGUGGAUGAUCCAGUGUGCAACAUACAAAUUGCAAGGAUGCUUGAGCUGCCCAGUAUCUACAGGAAAGUUUAUGACCAGCCUUUCCAGAGCCCAGCCCUAGAGCAAGAAAGCAGCAAUCCAAGUGCCCUGGACCUUGCCAAUCUCACAUGUUUGCUGAGUGAAAAAGCCAAAGAAUUCCUCGUGGAGAACAAAGUACAAACCUUUUACCGGCAGGAAUUGGAAACUGUGGAAUCUCUGCUGUCCCUGGCCAGUCAGCCUGUGACUCACAGCUCCUGCUCUGAGCAGGUGGAUGUUAAGAAUGAAACCUCUUCCAAGGCAAUUCAUAGUAUAUUUAAGAAUGCUAUACAGCUGCUGCAGGAAAAAGGAUUUGUUUUCCAGAAAGAUGAUGGUUUUGAUAACCUAUACUAUGUAACCAGAGAGGACAAAGAACUGCACAGAAAAAUACACCAUAUCAUUCAAGAAGACUGUCAGAAACCAAAUCACAUAGAGAAGGGCUGCCACUUCCAGCACAUCUUGGCCUGUGCUCGCCUGAGCGUCAGCCCGCGCCUGAGCGAAGCUGUGCUGCAGCAAGUGCUGGAGCUCCUGGAGGACCAGAGUGACAUCAUCAGCACCAUGGAGCACUACUACACAGCGUUCUGAGGAGCCGCCGGCAGAUUGCGUGGGCGGAGCCGGGCCAAGGAAGAGGAAGACCGGGCGGCAAUCACUCCCAGGCUCUGAUUUUAAACAUCACACAGAGGCUGAUAGGUCUGGUGGCAGUUACCUCCUAAGAAACUAUGAAAUAUAGUCAUUUAAGGAAUGCAAUUGGGCAUAAAUUCUGUAGGCUGCCCUCUCGCUGCUGUAUCCUUGGGAUAAAGUCACUUCUGUCUCCGCCGUGACAUAGAGAGAAACCUGUCCUGUCGACCUCCUGACUGGACUGGGCGUUGCUCUUGGAGCAGAAGGGGAGGAAACAGUGUUGGCAGCUGAAUCGGGGUACAUGUGGUUUGAGGCCCUAUCAGGGUAAAGGAAUGUCACGUGGUAAAGUGAACUGAAGAGCAUAUAGCCAGAGCACACAGAUCUAAAACCUUUUCGAACUUCAGACCAUCAGCUACAUUCUUGUAGGCCUCUCCCAGUGGUUAAGAACCUAAUGUAGGGGACUUAUUCUUGGAUGAGUAUCACUCACCUAUGAUUGCCAAGGGUCAAGUACCAGUGGUGUGUCCUGAGCCCUCGGAUGAAUGGUGUUUACAGACCCACCCAGAGACGGGAAUAAAUGGAUCUAAGGCA